AUGACGCUCACGAAGAACGGACGCCACAUCUUCAACGAAGUUCCACAUGGCUAUCCCAUUCCAGGCCGGACGACAAUAUACGACGGCAGCCAAUCCAUCGACCUCGAUAAUGUCCCAUUAAAUGGCGGUUUCUUGAUCAGGACCUUGGACUUGGCCGUCGACCCGUACUUGCGAAGCAUGAUGGACCAGGUCUCGAAUUCGCAUGUGACCCCCUUUCAACUCGGCGAACCCCUGAUUAAUUAUGGAAUCGGCCUCGUGUUGCGAUCAGAGUAUUCCGAGGCUCAGCCGGGAGACCACGUCUACGGGCUCAUACCGUUUCAGGAGUAUAGCGUGUUGAAAGACUUCGAGAAUCAGAUAGAGCGAAUGCGGGUGUUGAGAAACGAUGUCGGCCUACCGUGGUCGGUCUACGUCGGAGCGGCCGGGAUGCCAGGUCAGACUUCGUAUAUGGCGUGGAAGGCGUAUGCGAAGGCGAAACCGGGGGAUGUUGCUUUCAUCACCUCUGGAGCCGGUGAGUUCCCUGAUGGCUUUGAGGCUGCAUGGAGUCACUUACAAAGUUGCAGGAACCGUCGGAUCGGCAUGCGGAAUAGGCUCGUUAUACAACUGGCGAAGAGGGACGGGAUGAAGGUCAUCAGCUGCGCUUCGUCGGAAGAGAAGCUCCAGUACCUCUCGAGCCUGGGGGCCGACGUCACGUACAACUACAGAACAACAAGUGCGAGGGAAGUCCUCGAGAAAGAAGGACCCAUCGACAUAUACUGGGACAACGUAGGGGGGGAGACAUUAGAGGCCGCGCUGGACAACGCCUCGACUGGGGCACGAUUUCUAGAGUCGGGUAUGAUGUCAGGCUACAACGAGCAACACCUGCCGAUCAGAAAUCUCUUCAAGCUCAUAGGCAUGCAAGUCACGAUGCAGGGCUUUCUGGUCUGGUCCCUGGUCGAUCAGUACCGAGACGAAUUUUACCGGGAAUUCGUCCCGUUGCUGGCGAGCGGGGACAUAAAAUAUCGGGAAGAUAUAACACACGGGCUCGAGACUGUCGGUGAAGUCCUCCUGGAUGUCCAACGAGGGAAGAAUUUCGGGAAAGGUAUUAUACAUCUAGCAGAUGGAUAG
Messenger RNA from Pleurotus ostreatus (oyster mushroom), 1104 nucleotides. RefSeq lists its product as uncharacterized. The record is from RefSeq and is a predicted model, not a curated record. The coding region runs from base 1 to 1104 and encodes 367 amino acids. Gene Ontology annotation, molecular function: oxidoreductase activity, acting on the CH-CH group of donors, NAD or NADP as acceptor. The transcript has 11 exons. NCBI's taxonomy places the organism in Eukaryota, Fungi, Basidiomycota, Agaricomycetes, Agaricales, Pleurotaceae.